Cariama cristata (Red-legged seriema) is the source of this 688-nucleotide messenger RNA. Its product is annotated as serpin B6-like. Gene Ontology annotation, cellular component: cytoplasm. Lineage: Eukaryota; Metazoa; Chordata; Aves; Cariamiformes; Cariamidae. Gene Ontology annotation, molecular function: serine-type endopeptidase inhibitor activity. The transcript has 6 exons. Gene Ontology annotation, biological process: negative regulation of endopeptidase activity. The record is from RefSeq and is a predicted model, not a curated record. The annotation marks the transcript as partial.
AUACUGAAGAUAUAUAGACUUAGAGAAGGCUCUGAACCAUGGAUAGCCUCUGUGCAGCAAAUACCACUUUUGCACUCGACCUGUUUAGAAAGCUGUGUGAGAACAAAAGCAGGCAGAAUCUAUUCUUCUCUCCUUUUAGUAUUUCUUCUGCUUUGUCUAUGAUUUUGCUGGGUUCAAAAGGGGACACUGAAGCCCAAAUAGCAAAGGUGCUUUCUCUGAACAAAGCCAAGGAUGCUCACAAUGGAUAUCAAUCGCUUCUCUCUGAAAUUAAUGAUCCAAACACCAAAUACAUACUGAGAACUGCUAACCGACUUUAUGGAGAAAAGACAUUUGAGUUUUUUUCAUCAUUUAUAGAGUCAAGUCAGAAAUUCUACCAUGCUGGGCUAGAACAGACUGACUUCAUGCAUGCUUAUGAGGAUUCCAGAAAACAAAUAAAUGGCUGGGUAGAGGAAAGGACUGAAGGUAAAAUUCAGAACCUGUUGGCAGAGGGGAUUCUGGAUUCACUGACCAGACUUGUGUUGGUGAAUGCCAUCUAUUUCAAAGGCAACUGGGAAAAGCAGUUCAACAAAGAGAGAACAACAGAAAUGCCAUUUCAAAUUAACAAGAAGUUGAUCAGUGCUAUUGAAGAAGACUUGGCUACUAUCAUUAGCAGGCCCUGGCUGCCCCUCAAGAUCACCUCAGACUCUGG